This is a messenger RNA of Acanthoscelides obtectus, 308 nucleotides long. Lineage: Eukaryota; Metazoa; Arthropoda; Insecta; Coleoptera; Chrysomelidae. The record is from the annotation of a GenBank genome assembly.
CGGCGAACCAGUAGAACGUUUUUGGAAUUAUAUGAAUCCCGAAAAAUGUGACGCUGAUACUCUCAUAAGACAUAUUUUGAGCGUCGUAGAUCCAUUAAUAGGAAGUUUCCCUAACAAACUAAUUUCACAAAGCUAUGAUGGAGCCGCGGUAAUGAGCGGACAUCAUGCUGGAGUACAGGCAAAAAUUAAACAAAGAUAUCCAUUUGCUCACUAUGUGCAUUGCUAUGCGCAUCAGUUAAACCUGAUUAUGUCACAAUUCGGGUGUUCUUUGGGAAUUUGAAAGAUAUCCCGGGAUUUUUUAAUAACUC